Messenger RNA from Apis florea (little honeybee), 1587 nucleotides. RefSeq names its product DNA-binding protein D-ETS-6. Lineage: Eukaryota; Metazoa; Arthropoda; Insecta; Hymenoptera; Apidae. Gene Ontology annotation, molecular function: DNA-binding transcription factor activity, RNA polymerase II-specific; sequence-specific DNA binding. Gene Ontology annotation, biological process: regulation of transcription by RNA polymerase II; cell differentiation. The record is from RefSeq and is a predicted model, not a curated record. Gene Ontology annotation, cellular component: nucleus.
UAAAAUGAGUCAUAUAAUUAGUCGUAUAAUAUAAAGAGCUGUUGGCAUAGUAUAUGCAUAUUAUGUAAGUUGUACACAUGUCGGUGAAUCAUCAACAGUUUGCGAGAUCGCAUUCACCGAUCAUGAGAAACGAAAUUGUGUGACAGUUUCUCGAAGAUGAAACGAAAGAUCGUGUUAACUGGAUGGGAGAUCAGAUUGAAAGUAAAGGAUCGACUAAGAAAUGAUAUUUAUAUAACAAGAAACACGCGAAAGGAAUGUAUUCAAGAAAGCGUAGAUAUUCAAUUUUGCGAAACGUGUUCAAUCUUCGAGUGAUCUUUCUGCGUUUAAUGUCGUACGAAUGUGAGAAAAAAUGUUUGACUUGAAGAUACAUCGUCCAAGGAAUUUGAAAAUUAUAUCAUUGAUUAAAAAUCAACACGAAUGUGAAAACGAAUCAAGUGGUAUGGAAAAAGAAAUGAUCGAAGAAGGCGAUAUUCUAGAAUUAGAACCAGUGAUGGUUCCAUCUGAUCCAUCAGAAUGGAAUUCAAAUCAUAUCGCAUCAUGGAUUUCAUGGUGUACCAAAGCAUUUUCUAUAAAACCAGUACCGAAUAUGAUCAAAUUUCCAUCAACUGGCAAAGAAUUAUUAAAAUUAUCGUCUGAUUAUUGGGAAACCAUUCCUGGUGGAAAAAUUUUGGCGCGACAUCUUGGCUAUCUUCAAUUCCAGGCAACCGGCAUACAGACUCCAAAUUUGUUACAAGAAAAGAAAGAUGAUGAGAGGUUCAGCCUCUUUCAACGAACUUGCUCCCUGAUUGGAUCAACAGCUGGAACCAGCGGUUCUGGGGCGGUCGGAGGCGGACAAGUUCAACUCUGGCAAUUCCUGCUGGAGCUACUCUCGGAUUCGUCGAAUUCAUCCUGUAUCGCGUGGGAGGGCUCUAACGGGGAGUUCAAACUUACCGAUCCGGACGAAGUCGCGCGUCGAUGGGGCGAACGGAAAAGCAAACCGAAUAUGAACUACGACAAAUUAUCACGAGCGCUCAGAUAUUACUACGAUAAAAAUAUCAUGACAAAAGUGCAUGGAAAACGAUACGCGUAUAAAUUUGACUUUCACGGGUUGAUGAUGGCCUGUCAAACCCAAGCCGGUGUUACAUUGGAAAUGUCUCCAUCGUCGCGAGGUACAGGCGCAAAUUGUCAUCCUCAUCAUUCUCAUCAUACUCAUCACUUAUAUCCAACAGGACCAUCGAGUUCAUCAAUAUCAGCACCUCCACCGCCUCCAGCGCCUCCGCCACAUCCAUCACAUUAUUGUUGGCCUUAUCACAGAUAUUCCCCACCAGCGUAACAUAAAAAAUUUAUUGCUGUUUUUCGUUUUUUACAAUGUGAAUAAUUUUCUUAAUGAUUAUAUUAUCUAUAUUAUCUAUUAAUAUUAUAUAUACAUAAUUGUAAAAUUAUUAUUUUAAGGGAAUAGAUAAUUUUUAACAUGAUUGAAGAAUAUAUUUGUAUAAACUUGAUGAUUACAAUCCAAUGAUGAUUAAUAAACGGUAAGUUUAUUAUAGCAUAUAUAUAAUGUUAAAUGUAAUAUAUGAAGAAAAUGUUUAAACAUUAAAAUAAAAAUAG